CUACAUCUGUAGGAUAAUGGAUCGGUUCUAACCGAAGCUGUGAAAACCUUAUAUAGUAUGCGUCUAGCUAGCAAAAUGCCAAAAAAUAACUCAGCCCCACUCUCUCAGCUCUGGUUUCCAUAACCCCACCAUUCUUUUCCUUCCUUCUUCUCUAACCUUUACCCUUUAUUCAUCUCACACUCUUCCUUACAACACCCUCUGAAAGGGCAAACCCACGAGUACAGACUACGUUUCUUUCUGACACCAAUGUCCCUAAACAUUCUAACUUUCCUCUUGUUACUCACUUGUUUUCCUCUUCUCCUUGCGGGUUUGCCCAACCCGGACCCGGCUACAAUUCAACCAUUUAAACCAGGCCCAACACCGCCAGCAACAAUCCCUGCAUCCCCUGAGCAAUCUAACCUUGCUGGUUGCCCAUUAGAGCUUCCCAAUGAACUCUUCAAUGGCAUUAAAUCAGCUUGUGGUAGUGGCUCCUCUGCUAGCGGGCACCUCCACAGGACCCGGUGCUGUCCAGUUCUUGCUGCUUGGCUUUACUCUGCUUACUCUGCCACUGCACUUAGCAGAGCUAACAAAGUAAUCCCAGCAACAACGGGUCGUUCUCCAUCGUAUGACAUGCCCUUGCUUCCUGAUGACUCCGAGACUUGUGUUGAUGGGCUCUCCAAAGGGUUGAAAGAGAAAGGCAUAGAAUUGGUUAAGCCUAAUGAGACUUGUGAUGUUGUGUAUUGUUAUUGUGGUAUUAGAUUGCACCCUCUGAGUUGCCCGGAAGCCUUUUCUUUGAACCGAAAGGGAAAGCUUGUUGGGGAUAAGAGAGUCAAGAAAUUAGAAAGAAAUUGCUUGAGUAAUAGUAACAAUGUGAAUGGAUUUCCUGGUCUUGGUGGCUGCUCCAAGUGCUUGAACAGUCUUCACUUGCUUAACAACAAGAAGACUUUAAAUUCAAGCAAAUCAGACGAUAGGACCGCAAGAAUGCACAACAAAGAUUGCCAGUUGAUGGGUCUUACAUGGCUACUUGCCAAGAAUCGCACGGCUUACAUUCACACAGUUACUGCAGUCAUACGAGCUAUGAUGCUGAGCACCGGCGGCUUUGAUCCGCAGUCGUGCACUCUCAACAGUGACGGAAUGCCUCUAGCCGUAGAUUCUUCUGAAAUCUCCAACAAUUCUUUGUCAAUCUGUCAUCAAGUUCCCAUCUAUGCAGCCAUGGCUUUCAUUUGUUUGUUAAAUCUUCUACUCAUUGUACCAUCCACCAAAUUUUAGACAAGAGGGCAUAGCUUCUUCAUCUUUGUGAAUUUGUAGCUUUGAGAUUGUAUGGUAUGUUGAUCUCUGCUUUGUGCUAUGCUUUUCCCUUAAUUGUUUUGUAUUUGUAAUCAAUCUUUUCACUCUCUUGGUUUGUUGACAAAUAGAGGAGUUUGGUCCUGCAAGCUAGCUUAUGAUAAUAUGAUUUGUAAUGUGGGUCUCCUCAGGGCUCCAUCAUGAAUAUGUGCCAUGCACUCAUACUGUUAUGUAUUGAUGAGACAAUUUGUGGUUCA
Populus nigra (black poplar) is the source of this 1520-nucleotide messenger RNA. RefSeq lists its product as uncharacterized. The record is from RefSeq and is a predicted model, not a curated record. The transcript has 2 exons. Lineage: Eukaryota; Viridiplantae; Streptophyta; Magnoliopsida; Malpighiales; Salicaceae. Bases 247 to 1248 code for a protein of 333 amino acids.